UUUGAACAAAAUAGCUUAAGAUACAAUGAUAAAAGAAAAAUAAUGUAGAUUGAUGCCUAUUAAUCCCUUCACGUUUAAACUUUAGAGAUUAGUGUUAUCUUAUGUUUGCGUGUUUGUGUUCGUGUUCAUGUCCGUGCUUCAUUGUAGCUAAUGCGUGUUCUUCUUUCUAGUAACUUUGUGAUGAUUCAUUUGAUAAUUUGACUUAUAUUUCUACAGUCUUGAUUUAAUUUUGUUCAUUGCUUCCCUUAGAGAACAGCAGAUGAAAGAACAGCUAAGGUGGCAGAACUUGAGCAGAAGGUUGAAUGUGCAUCCUUGAAUCAAGAGCUACAAGAUAUGGAAGCCCGUGCUUGUUGUGGACAAAAGAAGUCUCCUGAAGAUGCGAAUCAAAUGAUUCAGAUGCAGGCAUGGCAGGAAGAAGCGGAGCGAGCUUGGCAAGGUCGGAGAGAUGCUGAGAGCAAGCUUUCUUCUUUAGAGGCUGAAGUGCAAAAAAUGAGAGUCGAAAUGUCUGCCAUGAAGAGAGAUGCAGAGCAUUAUUCACGUCAAGAGCAUAUGGAGCUGGAGAAACGGUACCGUGAACUAACUGAUCUGUUGUAUUACAAGCAAACACAGUUGGAAGCCAUGGCUGGCAAAAAAGCUGCGUCAGAAUUUCAAUUAGAGAAGGAGAUGAAGCGGCUUCAAGAAGCUCAGGUAGAAGCAGAAAGGAGCAGAGUUUCUCGUCGAGCAUCAUCAUCUUGGAAAGAAGACACUGACAUGAAAACACUUGAGCCUCUUCCCUUGUAUCACCGCCAUAUGGUUGGGGUGAGCAUUCAGUUGCAGAAUGCAGCAAAACUUCUAGAUUCUGGGGCUGUCAGGGCCACACGAUUUCUGUGGCGAUAUCCAAUUGCUCGAAUCCUGCCGUUUUUCUAUUUGGUAUUUGUGCAUUUUUUCUUGAUGUAUCUGCUACAUCGUCUGCAGGAACAAGCUGAUUCUUUUUCCUCUAGAGAAGUUGCCGAAUCCAUGGGACUCGCCAACUAUACUUUACAGUGAAAGGUAGCUCUGCAUGAGGCCAUUCGCAAGCAACAUUGCCUGUUUGUGACAACUACAACAUUGGUAGGUCUCUAUGUAGAUACAAGUUUGUUCCUCUACAAACCACAAGAAUAAUUAAGCAUGGCGAAUUGGGUCAAUCUGUUCAGUAUCAAUGCAGGGAGUCUUUUCUUCAUUGAAUCCACUGCCAGUAGUGGGAAACGCUAUGCAAGUUAUGUGCGAUGCAACUCUUUCUUCAUGCUGACAUAUCUCAAAUUACUAUUUUUUUUAUCAUUUUAAUUUUUUUUGGUCAAAAAUGCUUUGUACCUAGGAAAAAAAUAAGCUAGAUACAUUCAAAAAGUAAAGUGUAUGACUGUAGAUUCAAACUUUGGUGGGGGUGUGAACUAAUACCCAAACAAUAGCGAUUCGUAGCUCGAAAUAUUGUGGCUCGAGAGUGGCCCGAAUGUUACUUUUUA
Camellia sinensis is the source of this 1478-nucleotide messenger RNA. The record is from RefSeq and is a predicted model, not a curated record. Lineage: Eukaryota; Viridiplantae; Streptophyta; Magnoliopsida; Ericales; Theaceae.